Messenger RNA from Solanum dulcamara, 1910 nucleotides. Its product is annotated as 1-aminocyclopropane-1-carboxylate synthase-like. The transcript is spliced from 4 exons. Gene Ontology annotation, biological process: biosynthetic process; amino acid metabolic process. Gene Ontology annotation, molecular function: transaminase activity; pyridoxal phosphate binding. Bases 92 to 1543 code for a protein of 483 amino acids. The record is from RefSeq and is a predicted model, not a curated record. NCBI's taxonomy places the organism in Eukaryota, Viridiplantae, Streptophyta, Magnoliopsida, Solanales, Solanaceae.
CAAAGUCUCUUUUAAUUUCUACCCAAAAAAAUCUCUAUAUUAGCAAAUUAGCUACCAACAAAAAGAACUUCCAUUUUUUUAAAUUAAGAAAAUGGGAUUAAUUUCAGGCAAUAAUAAUAAAAAGUUUCUUUCAAAGAUAGCCACAAAUGAUGGGCAUGGAGAAAAUUCAGCAUAUUUUGAUGGUUGGAAAGCUUAUGAAAAUGAUCCAUUUCAUCUAACACAAAAUCCUAAUGGUGUUAUUCAGAUGGGAUUGGCUGAAAAUCAGCUUUGCUUUGAUUUAAUUCAAGAAUGGAUAGUCAACAACCCCAAAGCCUCCAUUUGUACAUAUGAAGGAGUUCAAGAUUUCAAGGAUAUUGCUAUUUUCCAAGACUAUCAUGGCUUGCCAGAAUUCAGAAAGGCAGUUUCAAGAUUUAUGGAGAAAGUGAGAGGAGAUAGAGUCACAUUUGAUCCAGAAAGAAUAGUUAUGAGUGGAGGAGCAACAGGAGCUCAUGAAACUCUUGCAUUUUGUUUGGCUGAUCCUGGUGAUGCAUUUUUAGUACCUACACCAUAUUAUCCAGGAUUUGAUAGAGAUUUGAGGUGGAGAACAGGGGUACAACUUUUUCCUGUUGUUUGUGAGAGUUCUAACAAUUUUAAGGUUACAAAAGAAGCCUUGGAAGAUGCAUAUGAAAAAGCUCAAGAAUCAAAAAUCAAAGUAAAAGGAUUGCUUAUAAACAAUCCAUCAAAUCCAUUGGGCACAAUCUUGGACAAGGAAACAUUAAAAGACAUAUUAAGAUUCAUCAAUGACAAAAACAUCCACCUAGUAUGUGAUGAAAUCUAUGCUGCAACCGCAUUUAGUCAACCUUCCUUCAUCAGUAUCGCGGAAGUUAUGGAUGAAGUUGUUGGAUGCAACGAUGAUUUAGUACAUAUCGUUUAUAGCCUAUCGAAAGAUUUAGGGUUCCCUGGAUUUAGGAUUGGGAUUAUUUACUCGUACAACGAUGUUGUUGUGAAUAUUGCACGAAAGAUGUCAAGUUUUGGACUUGUUUCAACGCAAACACAACGAUUGAUUGCUUCCAUGUUAUCGGACACAACAUUUGUUGAUAAUUUCAUCGCGAAGAGCUCGAUGAGAUUGUCACAAAGACAUGGUUUGUUUACUAAAGGACUAGCACAAGUUGGAAUUACAACAUUGAAGAGUGAUGCUGGCCUAUUUUUUUGGAUGGAUUUGAGAAGACUUCUUAAAGAGUCAACAUUUGAUGAUGAAUUGGAACUUUGGCAUAUAAUUAUUAACAAAGUGAAACUUAAUAUUUCACCUGGUUGUUCAUUUCAUUGCUCCGAGCCUGGUUGGUUUAGAGUUUGUUUUGCUAAUAUGAAUGAUGAAACUAUGAGAGUUGCAUUGAGAAGAAUUAGACAUUUUGUGUUACAAGAAACUAAGGGAAUUGAAGUUGCAAAAAUGAAACAAUGUAGAAGGAACAAACUUGAAAUUAGUUUGUCAUUUAGGAGAUUGGAUGAUUUUAUGAGCUCUCCUCAUUCUCCAAUGUCUUCUCCUAUGGUCCAAGCUAGGAAUUAACCAUGACGUCCAGGUCAGCUUGUACAGGCAUCAUCGACUUUUCAUCGAGUACCUGAUAAGCGUUCAAUUCGGUUUAUGCACACGUUGACUAUUUCAGUGAGUACCUGAUGAGUUCUUUAAUUAAUUGCAGUAGUUGUUGGUAAGUCUAGUUAUAUAUAGGUAUUCUUUGUAUUUAUUUUUAUUAAGAGUACUUUUUUUUUGCCUAUACUAUGAUUGCAAAAAGCAAUCAAAUGGGCUUUUAGUUUAUUGUGAAAUUAUUUUGUUCUUGUAUUUUUUUUCUGUAUACCUUCUUGUAAUUAAAGGGAACUCAAUUUGUAACCUUGAGUUCAAGAGGCAACUGCAGAGGAUAUAUAUCUAUCAAUUUUUU